AUGCCUAUCCUCCACAACACCUUCGUUCGCGCUCACAUCAACUUGGGCUUCGAGCUUGAUGAUCCAGCAGGCGUGAACUCGCUUCCUGAGCUUCUCGAGUUCAACGCCAAGCACAAUCCCGAUCAUCUCUUUGCGAUUCAACUACGCUCUGGCGACAUAUACUCGGGGCGCAAGAUCACUUUUGCAGAGCUCUCUUUGGCCGUCGAGCGUGCUGCUGGAUGGCUCGUCCACAUCGGUGUGACGACAGGUCGUACCUCACGCACAGACAUCAUCGCACCAGUUGCUAUCUUACUGGGUAGCGACGUCGGCAUUUUCAUCUACAUACUUGCGCUUCUACGCAUAGGAACUCCCGCCCUGCUCCUGUCCGCUCGUUUGACUCCAGUUGCGAUCGCACACCUCAUGAAGGCAACCGGCCCAUCUACUGUUUUGACAUCCUCGCAGGUUGCGCGCUCAGUAAAGGAAACCAUGCCCUUACUUGAUGGCACAUCGGAUAAACCACAGUUCAUCCCGGCUCUGACCGCCGACGAUUUCCUCGACGGCACGCACGCGCAGUUGCAGAGUCUGCAGACCCCCCCUGUCUACCGCGACUUUCAUUACACCGACCGCGAUGCUAUCAUCAUGCACUCGAGUGGCACAACUGGCCUUCCGAAACCGAUUUAUCAUGCACGCGCGUAUGGUCUUGCAAUCGCCUCUGGUCACAGAACCCCCGAGCAGAAGGCACCUAUGCACUUCAAUGCCUCAACCCUUCCCUUGUAUCAUGGUUUCGGUCUCGGGGCACCAGGGCUUGCGUUAUCCAUCGGCUUGACCUUCGUUUUACCAGCAGCCACUACCAUCCCAACUGCUCGUUCUACCUUGAAACAGCUCGAGUUCAGCAACGCCCGCUCUCUAUUCACCGUGCCCUCGAUUAUCGAAGACCUUCUGCGCGAGGGUGACAGGGCAAUCAAGGCGCUUCAACAACUAGAGUUUGUAGCCGUGGGAGGCGCUUCAAUCGGCGAGAAGGUUCUUCAAGAGCUUGUGGCGCACGACAUCAAGCUUCUCAACCAUUGGGGCGCCACCGAGUUCGGUCCCAUCGCGCCUAUAGAGCGUCCACCACCAGGGUACGACCCUCGCUACCUGAUGCCGCGCACCGAUACCGGUCUCGAGUUUCGCCCCGUCGACGGCUCCAAGCAGCACUUCCAGCUUGUUGGGCGCCCCGCGGGCUGGGACCAAGAGCUCGUGGUGCAGGAUCUGCUUGAGCGCCAUCCGCACGAUGCAUCGCAGUACAGGAUUCUCGGGCGCGUUGAUGACCUCAUCGUCCUCGGGACCGGCGAGAAGGUCCGGCCCACGGGCAUCGAGACAGCUGUCGCGGAGCAUCCUGACGUGCGCGCUGCAAUUGCAUUUGGCGACGGCAAGGCAUCGCUGGGCCUUAUCGUCGAGCUCGUCGGCGUUGGUAGUGGAGCGGCGCGCGAAGAUGUGCUUGCUGCCCUCGAUCCCUACCUUAUUCGCGGUAAUACCCUCAUGGAUAAACACGCCAAAGUCUCGCGCGAGAUGCUCGUGCUCACCUACGCCGACACAAAACCCCUUCCACGCACGGACAAGGGUUCGCUGUCUCGAAAGGCUAUCUUUGCCGCCUUUGACGAUGAGAUCAAGGGCGCCUAUGAGUGUGCCGAGACAGCCGCCGCGGCGCCGCUUCCUUCACGCGAUGAUCCUUCUGCGCUCAGGAGCGCUCUGCGAGGUAUUAUCGGAACUGUGCUGUCCCUGGACAACUUGGAUGACCUCGACGAUGCCGCUGACUUAUUCGAGGCGGGCAUGGAUAGCCUUCAAGCUGCGCGCGCUCGCCAAACCCUCCUCAACGGUCUUCGCAUCACACCCGGCCUUCCCCGUCCCGUCGAUGAUCUGCCGCGCGACCUCAUAUAUGAACACUCGUCGGUCAACGCGUUGCUCGCCUUCUUGGAGAAGUUGAUGGACGGGGAGUCCGCGAAGGGCGAACACGAUGCUGAGAAAGAACGCCUUGAGGCUAUGCGCGCUCUUGUCGAGAAGCACACAGCUCAGCUACGUUCCUACACGGAGGAUGCCUUGAACGCUCGCACCGCUCGCGGUCAGAGCACGCCGAGGAAGCAUGAAGAUAAUGUCAUUCUCAUCACAGGCGCCUCGGGCAGCCUCGGCUGCCUUCUUCUCGCCCGCCUGGCCAUGGACCCUUCCGUGAACAAGGUUAUCUGCCUGAACCGUGGCGGGCUCGAGGCCCGCCAGCGUCAGAUGGACGCAAUGAAGGAGCGCGGCGCCUCUCUCGACGAUCACAUAUGGAAGGAGAAGGUCACUGUCCUCGGUUGCGAUACCAGCAAGCCCUAUUUCGGUCUCCAGGCGGAGUUAUACGAUGAACUGCUUUCCGUGACGCAUAUCAUUCACAAUGCUUGGCCCGUCAACUUCAAUCGCACCGUGACCUCGUUCGACUCGUCCAUCACGGCGCUCGACAACCUCAUACACCUCGCUCUGUUUAGUGCAACUCGCAACGCAUCCGAUCAUCGCCCGCGUCGCAUCCUUUUCGCGUCUACUAUCGCUGUCGCCGGCCGCUACCCUCUUCUCAAUCCAGGCGCGGGCGCCGUUCCCGAGAUCCCGCUUGAGGCACAUGUGACGGCUGCGUUCGGCUAUCCUGAAGCAAAGUGGGUGGGCGAAGAAAUCUUGCUGGCAGCAAACAAGCUUUUCGGCAGUGAUGAACAGCCGCUCAUCGAGGCAUCGAGUGUGCGUAUCGGACAAAUGACUGGCCCAGAGGGUUCGGGCGUAUGGAAUGCGAGCGAGCACUUUCCCAUCAUUGUGGCGACAUCGCAGAAACUGAAAGCGGUUCCGGAGCUGGAGGGUACGCUUUCGUGGAUCCCGGUGAACCGCGCAGCCAAUGCGAUCACCGACUUCCUAUUCGCGAAAGAUUUCGCGCCCAUCAUGCACUUGGAGAACCCCGCGCGUCAAACUUGGUCUAGUGUGUUGACGAAUCUCUCUGAGCUGCUUGGAGGUGCGGACAGUCUCCCAUACGCCCAGUGGCUCGAGCGCGUGCAUGCUCUGGGCAAUGAUCCGCAGAAGAAUCCCGCUUCGAAGCUCUUCGAGUUCCUCGAGCGCGAUUUCCUGCGGAUGUCAUCUGGAACCGUUGCGCUCGGUACGGAGAAGGCAUGCUCUGUCUCACAGACUAUGGCGAGCAGCGGCCCGAUCGAAAGGCGUCAUUUGGAGGAGUAUGUUCGUUACUGGAAGUCAGUGGGUGCGAUGGAAGCUUGA
Messenger RNA from Peniophora sp. CBMAI 1063, 3240 nucleotides. The record is from the annotation of a GenBank genome assembly. Lineage: Eukaryota; Fungi; Basidiomycota; Agaricomycetes; Russulales; Peniophoraceae.